Cylindrotheca closterium is the source of this 495-nucleotide messenger RNA. NCBI's taxonomy places the organism in Eukaryota, Bacillariophyta, Bacillariophyceae, Bacillariales, Bacillariaceae. The record is from the annotation of a GenBank genome assembly.
AUGCGAUUUGUGAAUCGUAAGGGUGUAUAUGUGUUGGAGCAACUUGGAACGAAUGUCAAACCAGGUGCCAAAGAGACAAGUGCAAUGUAUUGUUGCCAGUUAAGCAACGUAAAUAAACAACCCCAUCUCCAACUUUCUUCAAACAAGCAGAAUGGAUAUGAUGGGCUCGGGAUGACCUUGAAGAUGGCAACAGUUCGAAAGAACAAGGAAGGAUUCACUCCAAGACAAGUCAAGGCUGCAAUGGAAGCGAGAAGUACGAUGCACAUACUCAAUGCUCCAAGCACCAAAAGUCUGAAGUAUGCGAUCCGAUCUGGUCUCAUCAAGAACUGUCCUAUCACUGAAGAAGCGAUCAAUCAUGCCGAAGCAAGCUUUGGACCUGACGCCUCUACAUUGAAAGGCAAGUCAACAAGACCAACUCCGAAGAAGACGUACGACGACUUCUUCAGUCCACCAGAGGAAUUGUAUCAGCACAAUCGAUCUAUUACCGUCUGUAUU